Molecule: messenger RNA, 1580 nt
Organism: Drosophila subobscura
Lineage: Eukaryota; Metazoa; Arthropoda; Insecta; Diptera; Drosophilidae
Gene: Mur29B
Product: clumping factor A
Exons: 4
Coding region: 121-1467 (448 amino acids)
Source: RefSeq, a predicted model, not a curated record
UUCAGGCGUCGUGCGUUACUGUGCUCGUUUCUCCGCUGCUCCACCGCCAUCCAACUAGGAUCAUUUAUACGUUCAGAGGAUCCUGCGGAUAAUAUAAAAAAAUAAAAUAAUACUCGCAAAAUGCGUUCGAUCACGGUUACCUUCCUGCUUCUGGCAUUCUGUGCCUCAACGACUAUCUGGAAAGCCAGUGCCCUGGAAUGCUACCAGUGCAGCGGAUCCCUCUGCGACGAUCUGGACAACGUGCCGGUGGUUAGCUGCAAUGCGGAUGAUGAGCCAUCCGAAGCGACAACCCCGACGGAUGAACCUUCAACCGGCUCAACGGCCACCCCAACAGGAUCUACAGCAGGUGGAUCAAGUGGUUCUACAGCUGGUGGAUCAACCGAUUCUUCAACCGACUCAACCACAGAGUCUGCGACUGACUCCACAACCGAUGGAACUACAGAUUCUACAACUGACGAAACUACCGAUUCGUCGACAGACGAAACUACUGAUGCUACAACUGAUGGAGCUACGGAUUCGUCAACAGGCGAAACUACAGAUUCGUCAACUGAUCAAACGACCGAUUCAUCAACCAAUGCUGCAACGGAAUCAACAGAUUCUUCUAGCAAUACUGCAAGUGAAUCUACUGGUUCUACAACUGAUGGAACUACCGAUUCAUCAUCCAAUACUCCAACUGAAUCAACCGAUGCUUCUACCGAUUCUUCGACCGAUUCUUCAACAAAUGGAUCCACCGAUUUAUCCACAAAUUCUGCAAGUGAAUCAACGGAUUCUUCUACCAAUGCUGCAAGUGAAUCCACAGACUCUUCUACCAAUGCUGCAAGUGAUUCCACAGAUUCGUCAACCAAUGCUGCAACUGAAUCAACAGAUUCAUCUUCCAAUUCUGCAAGUGAAUCCACAGACUCUUCAACCAAUGCUGCAAGUGAAUCCACUGAUUCUUCAUCUAGCACUGCAACUGAAUCCACAGACUCUUCUUCCAAUGCUGCAAGUGAAUCAACCGAUUCAUCAACAGUUUCUCCAACCGAUUCCUCAAGCGACUCUACUUCAAGUGAUUCCUCAACCGAUUCUUCGACAGCUGCAGCAACUGUAUCUGGAGAUGUCUCUGCUGUAUCAGCUCGUAGCAAAUCUUCGGCUGCCAUGGCCACAGAUUUGCUGCUCCAGAACUAUCGCACCAAUUCCCGUAAUCGAAGGGACACGGAUGGUAACAUUAAGAUGACUGCCUGCUAUAGCAUUAUGACGGAUAAAGGGAAAGAACUCGGCUGCAUUCGUGUACAGAAUGGUCAGAGCGGCUGUAAUGCAGUGCGCACAGAGGUCGGCCUUCCAGUUGUUCCUGACACUGAAAAUGACAAUCCCCCUAAGAACGAUUGCAACCUCUGUUUCGACAGUCGCUGCAAUAGCAGCGCCAGUCUACGCGUGUCUCUGGGCAUGCUGCUUCUACUCCUGGCGGCGGGUGUGAAGAACUUCCUCUAGAAGCAGUUCUGGAGCGAUGGUUGGAUUGAACAUCCAUGAGUUGUAUUAUAUAUUGACUUUUAAAUAUUAAUAAAUAAAACAAGUAAAAACCAUUGACUGAAAAGUUGCUUAAU